Dermacentor silvarum is the source of this 828-nucleotide messenger RNA. Its product is annotated as histone-lysine N-methyltransferase PRDM9. Gene Ontology annotation, cellular component: nucleus. Bases 1 to 828 code for a protein of 275 amino acids. Lineage: Eukaryota; Metazoa; Arthropoda; Arachnida; Ixodida; Ixodidae. The transcript has 3 exons. The record is from RefSeq and is a predicted model, not a curated record.
AUGCGCUACGUUAACUGUGCUCCAAAGCAGAGUCAGCAGAACCUGGCGGAGUUCGUGCGCCGGGGAGCCGUAUACUACCGCACGUGCAAAGUGGUGAACGCCGCAGAGGAGCUGUUCGUGUGGUACGGUGAUGAUUUCGCCAAGCAGCUGGGUCUCAUCGGCAACGCAGGGGCACAAGACCAAGCGGCCGAAGUGGACGUCGCUGUACCACGUGAGGUCUUCUCCUGCGCCGAAUGCGGCGAUCAGUUCACAGUGAAGCAGCUGCUGGACAACCACCGGCUACGCAAGCACAUGGAAAGACCUCAAGGAAAGCACCAAUGCGCCCGCUGCGCUUACUCGAGCAACAGAAGGGGCGAUGUCACCAGGCACCAGAGAACGCACACUGGCGAGCGGCCAUUCGUGUGCCACGUCUGCGACAGGGGCUUCUACCGGCGAGGACAUCUCAGCAGCCACAUGGUGGUCCAUACGGGGGAGAUGCCGUACGAGUGCCAAGACUGCGGCCAGUGCUUCACGCAGGCGUCCAGCAUGGCGACUCACCGUAGGCUGCAGCACUCGUCCAGGGGCGCUCGACAUCACAUCUGCCCCGAGUGUCGAAAGGGGUUCUCAAAGAGGUCUGAUGUCAACAGACACCUGCUGAUCCACAGGGGUGAGAAGCCGUACGCCUGCUCUGAGUGCAGGAUGAGGUUCACACAGCGCGGCACUGCCAAACGACACAAACAGGUCGUCCACGACCGCCAGUACCCGCUACACUGCCCGCACUGCGGCAAGGGGCGCAUCAACAUGGGAGACCUGAGAAGACACGUGCGCGUUCGGCACAAAGACGAAUGA